UACCGCAAAGCGUCAACGAUCCAACACCAACAUUUGUCAAACCAAAUCUCUUCUUUUAAAAAGAAAACAAUAUUUCUUUCAUUAUGAAUUUAAUUAAACUGAAUGAUGUAAAAGCAAUUCCCGACAUAAUUCAUGAGUAUAAACCUUCACUUAAAGAUAACCAAGUUCCACUUGUUAUUGAUAAUGGGUCAUACCAGUGCCGUGUCGGAUGGAGCACGGACGAGAAUCCUCUGCUUAUUUUUCGAAAUCUAAUUGCUAAGCCCCGGAAGGACCGCACCAAAAAAGAUGCUUCAGAAAUAGUAGCUAAUCCUCCAAUCCAAAUUGGAAAUGACAUUAUAAACAUCGAGGCUAUGAGAUUCCAAUUGAAGACACAGUUUGAUCGUAACGUUGUCACUCACUUUUACAAUCAGGAGCAAAUAUUUGACUAUAUUUUCACCCACUUGGGAAUAUCGAAUGACGGAGGUAUUCCACAUCCAAUUAUAAUGACCGAACCGCUUGGCAAUCCCAACUACUGCAGGCAAUUGAUGUCAGAACUACUUUUUGAGUGUUACGAUGUUCCUUCCGUCUGCUUUUCCAUUGAUUCAAUGAACAGUUUUAAAAAGAACAAGAGGGGACCUAAUGGUCUCAUACUUUCGUUUGGGUAUCAUACAACGCAUGUAAUACCUGUUUUGGACAAUAAACUAAUUUCAACAAAAGCUCGCCGUAUUAACAUAGGUGGCUACCACAUUAUAACGUUUCUUUUUCGACUAAUGCAGCUCAAGUAUCCAGUUCAUUUGAACGCCAUCACCAUAAGUAGAAUGGAGGCACUCAUGCAAAGUCACUGUUCUGUUUCUAAAGAUUAUAUUGAAAAUCUUAGAAAGUGGUCACAUAUUGACUAUUACGAACAGAAUGUGAAAAAAAUACAACUGCCAUAUACCUUGCCGACGCAACCGACUGUCGUUUCGGCGGAACAAAGAAUGGAAAAACGGCGAGAGCUCUCAAAAAGAUUAACCGAGAUCAAAGCUAGAAAACGUGAGGAACAGCUGUUGGAAGAUGAAGAACAAAUCAUAAUAAUGUCUAAUAUUAAGAAUCUUUACAUUAUGGGAGACUUAAAGCGUUUUGGUGAUGCAUUGAGGGAGAAUGACAUUGCCAAUUUAGAAGAACUCGAGAAACUCAUUACAAGCACAAAACAACGAAUCGAGAAAACGAAACAGAAAAUGCUUCUGCCUCCAGCUGUAGAGGUACCAAUAGCAAUUCCCGAAGAGAAACCUGUUGUUAUACCCCAACCGCCACCAAAUAUUUCCAUAGAGGAAUGGGUUUCUUCUACUAGAAAUAAGCGCACUCAAUUAAUUGAAAAAAGACAUAGCAGAAAACAACGUCGACAAGAUCUGGCAAAAAGACGAACAGCUGCAGCACAAGAAAGAAUGCGUAUUAUUUCGCAGUUAGCGCGCAAAGAAAAAGGUUCUGAUAACUUUGGAAUGCGUGACGAAGACUGGGACGUUUACAAAGUAAUAAGCAAGGACUGUGAGAGUGACAGCGAUGCUGAGAAUGAGAAACUUCUUGAGAUCGAAGAUAUUCUGCGACACCAUGAUCCUAUGUUUGAGGAGCCAGUAAUAAUGUUGGGAGGUGCUGCUGAAUACCAUCAGCUUCACGUGGGAGUGGAAACAAUUCGAGCUACCGAACUACUCUUUCAACCAAGCAUGAUUGGAAGUUCUGAAUGUGGAUUGGCUGAAUUAAUGGACUAUGUUUUUAAGAUGUUUACACCUGAUGAGCAAAUUUUGUUAUCGCAAAAUGUAUUCCUAACCGGUGGAUGUUCACUUUUACCAGGACUCAAAGAGCGAAUUUCUAAGGAACUUUUGGAAAUGCGUCCCUUCCAAUCACCACACAAUAUUUUUAUGGCUGAUUCAGCUUCUUUGGACGCCUGGUUCGGUGCUCGUGACAUCGCUCGCAGUGAAAAGCUUGGAGAAUUUUUGACAACAAAAUACGACUACGAAGAAAUGGGUGGCGAAUAUUUUAAGGAACACCCGACAAGCAACUACUUUUUCAAUACUCCAGCACCAGUUGUUUCAGAGACACCGAAUGAAUGAAUACACUUUACACGUUGAAUAAAAGUAAUUUUCUGGGA
Messenger RNA from Eupeodes corollae, 2104 nucleotides. RefSeq names its product actin-related protein 5 (gene Arp5). The transcript is spliced from 8 exons. Gene Ontology annotation, cellular component: Ino80 complex; cytoplasm. Lineage: Eukaryota; Metazoa; Arthropoda; Insecta; Diptera; Syrphidae. The record is from RefSeq and is a predicted model, not a curated record. Gene Ontology annotation, biological process: regulation of DNA-templated transcription. The coding region runs from base 84 to 2066 and encodes 660 amino acids.